AUGCUUCUGCACGAGCAAUGUCGGCCAGUGACAUUAGAUGCUGACAAGGAGCUUCUAUCCAAAGUUGCUUUUCUCGUUUCACGAGAAGGUGUGAACCAUGAUGAGCUGUGGUGGUCAUUAGACUUUCUCUAUGACAAAUUCAAGGCACGUGGUGCUGAAAAAAGGACACUCUACAAAUGGGUGCAGUUCUUGAAGCAAAAAGCGGAAUUUACUGAGUUUUGCAAUGAUGAAUUCUUUUGCCAGACGAAGCAAGUCAGUCUCCCGCAGAAUGCUUUGCGUGAGAACGUGGCUACAACAGCAGCCAUUUUGGCAUUUUUAUUUUUCUCACUGAAGGAAUCCAGAACGCCCAAGACCGUGCAACUGAUCAAAGAUUGGAUUGCUCCGCUUUGUGGCCGAGUGUGCUCUACGUUGUCAUGUUCUGUGAGCAUUGACAUUGAAGAUAUGCCUGCAUUGGUGCUUUCUCCUGCGGGUUUGAUCAAAGGGAUCGAGAACACAUUGACAUCCAGACACCGAACUUGCUUCCUGGCAUGGCAGAAAGAAUGGCAGUCAAUGUGUGCCGCAGGCGUUUUGAAUGAUGAAUUGGUGGGCGAGGCAGAUUCUGCGGUAUCAUUGCAGGAGCUGGUCCUCUUUGCUUUUUCAGUGGACAGGAGGCGGAGAUCAGCAGGUAGCCAUGUGUGGGCUGCAAGCAGUGUUUCUGGGUCAAGCCUCUUCAAGUUUCAGAAGGCCCUAGUGAACUUCAUGGCCCAGAAAAUUGAUCUGUAUGUGAAGAGUCAACACAUGCAACAGCAUGACACUGCCCGACCAGCUCCGGCCAGACGGAUCCGUAGCUCCGGGGACAAUGAUGUCCCGAUGGGCCAAGUCGUGCCAGCACCAUCGACAAAGGUCCGUAUGACGCCAGAUGCCAUCUAUGAAAUCUUUUCUCAGGCCCGAGACACAAGUGUUUCGAUGAAGGCGGCGUUGAUUUUCUUACAGGGGGAGAGGGUCUCAGCGAUGGCUGGAUGCAAACCCACGGCAGUAGAUCCGUGGGUUAGGCGUGCCCAAACCAUCUACGACGACAGAGCUGCAAUGUCCUUUGCAGGUUGCAACCACUUGAACUUGAUUAGCGAUGGCAGUUGCCAUGCCGGCCGUGAAGUUUUGGUUUCCAUUGCAUAUAGCCACCAGAGUGAUUCAGCGUCAUUCUGCAACCUCCAAGCACUUCUUCCUCUUACGCAAGUGAGUCCAAAUGAGAUGGAACUUACGGGAAAAUUGGAACAGCUGGCCCAGGACAACAAACUGUUGCGGGUGGCUUCCUAUCGGCAACUUCAGGCCAUAAGCCAGCAGAUCAACUUUCUGACAAAUGGCCGACUGGGCAAUUUGGAUGCUUUCAAAGUUCCUGACAAUGUUGUUGCGACACCAGUGCCUCAUGGUUGCACCCGCAUCAGUCAGAUUGACAAUGGUCGGGUUCGAGCUGGCUAUCGAGACAAUACUACUGGCGAGACUCGCAUGCUGCUGCCUCCUGAGCGGGACUGGUGGGUUGACACUCCUUUGUUGGUUUUGCAGCUGGACCAAGGGCCUACCUGCUGUGGAGGGGCAGCGUUUGCCAUCACCAAACUCGAGAGAAUGAUUCUUGCGAGGUGGGACAUCAUACAUCGCGCAAUUCGAGAUGUCAGGCUGAGCCUGUUGCACGGGGCCAACGGGGAGUUUUUUCAGGCGCAAUUUCAUUCGCAGUAUUUGUUUUCACUGGCCUACAGACCAUUUGGGUCGUCUGGUUUUUUUCAAGACAAGCGGCGGCUCCUGGAAUUGAUGUUGUCCAGAGAAACAUGUGAGUCUGUGCCUAUGUUUGUGGAUUCCUGGGAAAGCAUCCGAGAUGAGUUGCAGAUGCCAGCUUCAAGCACAAUGGCCGAUGUUUGGGCUGCGCUGCCUUUGCUUGAUGGUUUUAACUCAAAGCAGGUGUUUCCCAAGUUGUCACGUUGGUUCUCCUGGAACCAAGCAGCAGAUGAAAAGAUGUGUGAGUGGACGGCGCUGAAAGUUGUACUCAACUAUCACUUUGCUGGUGAAGACUUGGACCCUGAUGAAGCGUAUCAAAAACGACUGCUGGAACAUCUUGCAAAGGAAUCGAAUGCGGAAACAAACAUGAGACAUGAAUUUGGGAAGCUCAAAGAAAAAUUGGGAGGUGGGCUCAAGUUGUGUUAUCACAUCAUGAGCAACAAGUUGAAGCAAAUGGUGCAGAUCGUCAUGAUUUGCACGAGACCAGUCUGGUCGUGGUACUCCCACACAAUCAAGGAAGUGCACCAUGCCCAACAUCAGGUCCAGAAGCUGAUUGGCUUGCAGCACGGUUGGAUGUCUGAGGAACACUUGCAGAGGCUUGCGGGUCUCCCCACAUCCUUGGACGAGGAACUGCGCCAACUUCUUGGCAAGACUGAGUUCGAUGAUACAUGCUCCAAAGUGUCUGAGUUGAGUCAGCGUGUCUUGAAGAACCGGGUUUGGUCACUUUCAAGGGCGGCCGCUCCCCCGGAUUGCUAUGCUGGCUUGCUGUCAUUGGAUGAUGCUGCUCAAAAGGCUUGGUGGGCGGAGGCUUCGGCAAAACAGCUAGCUGCUGACCAUUGCAACUUGCUUAAGCUGGAAGCAAUUGCUGCCCAGAGUGGAUCUACACCAAAGAUCCUGAGCGAUUUGAAUGUUGUUUGCACAGCUGCCAUUCGUGUACUCUGGUUGGCAUUUGAGGAGGACAAAUACCACCAUGGCAGCCAUGGCGGCUUGCAUCUCCUCCGUGGAAUGCUUCAAACACUUCCUGAUUCCAAAAUCGUGGAAGACUGCCACGGCAACCUGAGGAAAAAUGCUAAGAAGGGCUCGAACAAACGGCAAACCCUGCAGGCCUUGCAAGAGCUGGUGACAAGCUCAUCAGUACUACAGACCAGGGACAUCAAACACAAAGCGUUUGUCACGAGAGAAGAGUUCUUGAGACGCUUCCCCAGAACCAAAGAUCGCAAACGGAAGAGGCGCUACAUGGCUCGCUUCCACAAGCUUCCGAAGGCAUGGUCGGAGUUAAUGUCCAGGAAGAACUGGGCAACCAUCAGCGAAGACACUUUGCAUCAAGGGGCAGCUGCCUUGGCUUUCUUGCGUCGGUACAUGGAGGACAACAUGGGCAAUAGAGGUGUUCGAUUAUCACAUGGAUGUCUCAGCAAGUUUGCAAUGGAACGCACCAUUAUGUGCCAUGCUGAAUAUGUGGGCUUUUGCCUUGGCCAUGGAGUCUGGAGUGCAUUGUUUUGGCCGCUGAGCAUUCACAAGGAUGGCGAUUUUGAAGGAUACUAUUUGGACCCCAAAGGAGAAGUUGAGUGGGUGCACAUCUUGGACCCGCAGGAAUGGUUUGUGCUUCCUCAUACAGUUGUGCUGCACCAGGAGAAGAUCUACAUGGAAGUCUCAUCGGACGUUCCCUUAGUGCGCUUCUUCUUUGGGGAAGCCUCUUGUCGAAAUUCUUUGACAGUCGCUGACAUGACUGUGCUUUCUGAAGUGCUGAUGUUGGACAGCGAGCAGUUUAACCCAAAGAAGAUGAAGCGUGACCAGCUACUCAAUGCAAUUUUGGACAAGGUAGGUGCUGAUGACCAGGACUGGCUUUGCAAGGUGAAGGAAUCUCUUGCCAAACCGGAGAAGCGCAAAGUCAUUGGAGAUGCGUUGGAUGAAUUCAUCCUGUCUGAAAUGCCAUUGGAGGAGCAGCAAGACUUCAAAGAAGUUGCAGAUGAAGUCGACACCAAGAGAAAAUGUGGUUGGAGCCUCAUGGAUCAGAAGUGGAGAGAGCAAAUGGCCCAAAAAAAGCCAAAAGCAAAAGCCAAGAGAAAGGCGAAGCCGAAGCCGAAAGCUGUGCCGAGACGAUUUGGUCGAAAACGCAAGAGGUCUGAUACUGAUCAACAAGAGGAUGUAGCUCCCGCACUGUUGGAUGCUCCAGCUGAGCCAGCUGCCGAAGCAGGAGCUGUCGAACCUGAACCUGGACCAGUUGAUCCAGGUGACAUGGACCUGGAUGAUGACAUGACACUUGAAGAGCUGCGGCAACGAGCUGCUCCAGAUGCUGCAGUUGCUCCAGAUGCUGCAGUUGCUCCAGAUGCUGCAGUUGCUCCAGAUGAUGCAGUGGCUCCAGAUGCUGCAGUUGCUCCAGAUGCUGCAGUUGCUCCAGAUGCUGCAGUUGCUGCGGCACCUCCGAUGCCUGAACGUGCUGCUGAGCCUCGUGCUGGUCCGUUCCAGGAAGUUGUUCACUGGACUGACAUCAGUUGCCCGCACUGCAACACUAUCUGUGGACAAAUCAAGCUGGUGCCCAACCCAGGAACAAGAGACGAACCCACAUGGUCCAUGCGUGUGAAAAAAGAUGGCGAAUGGCCUUCUAAAGGUCCAUACUUCAAGAGACGGCUGGCAAGAUUGAUCAAUGAUGAUCCUGGCGAUGGAAACAAUCCUGAAGGUGCCAGGAAAUGGGUGAUGCAGAUGAAGACUUGCUGCAACUCUUGA
Molecule: messenger RNA, 4470 nt
Organism: Cladocopium goreaui
Lineage: Eukaryota; Dinophyceae; Suessiales; Symbiodiniaceae
Source: the annotation of a GenBank genome assembly